Molecule: messenger RNA, 468 nt
Organism: Adineta ricciae
Lineage: Eukaryota; Metazoa; Rotifera; Eurotatoria; Adinetida; Adinetidae
Source: the annotation of a GenBank genome assembly
AUGUCAUAUAAUAACAAUGGACGAAAAUUGAAUAUGAAUCAAUUGCAAGAACUUCGGCAAGCAUUUGACUUGUUUGAUUCAGAUCGUAGUGGAGGAAUCUCGAUCAUCGAAUUGAAACAAGCACUUUCGGCAUUGGGCGUGAGCAUAAACGAUCAAGAGGCUAGACAAAUGUUCUUAGCAAUUGAUGCAGAUAAAAAUGGUCGAAUUGAAUUCAAUGAAUUUGCUGAGAUUGUCGCAGAUUUUUACUUUAAAAAACAUUCACGUGCGGAGAUUCUCGAAGCAUUCAGACGAUUCGAUCACAAUCGUGAUGGAUUUAUCGAAGCCGAUGAACUGCAGAACAUCUUAAGUCAAUUGGGAAGAAGUUUUUCUAAAGACGAAAUUCGUCUUAUGAUCGAGAAGGUCGAUCGCGAUGGCAAUGGAAAGAUUUCAGUUGAGGAAUUCGCUGCGCUGAUUGAAAGAGAAUGUUGA